Ostertagia ostertagi is the source of this 1704-nucleotide messenger RNA. Lineage: Eukaryota; Metazoa; Nematoda; Chromadorea; Rhabditida; Trichostrongylidae. The record is from the annotation of a GenBank genome assembly.
AUGUUUAAAGCGUUACAACUAUCCGGAGGUCGAGUAGUAGAAGUUUUGAGCAGUUGCGAGUUCCAAGAUAUCGUCAAUAAACCGAUCGAGGAUGACGAGAAGGUCAUGAGGAAAUUGAGUCCAGGAUUUGAUCACUGUACAUGCAAUUGGUGGGUAGAUUUACCUGCAAUUCCCAACAAGGAUAACAAAGUGAAAUUCGGUACAACGAGUUUGGAAAUGCUCCCCAAGACCGACUGUUCCAGUGAAAUGCACAUGUCUGAGUACCCUUUUGUCGAAAGAGCUCAUCUCAACAGCCUUCAACAUUCUAUAUCUAAAAGCGAUGUUGCUGAUACGUAUGUAUUUCGGGAAGCUGAUCGUCUAAAGCAGGCUAUGGAUCGAUGGGAGAAGGAUGGUAUAACCGGUGUUAUCGACCAUGUAGCAAACAUCACCGAAGACAGCAAGCUGUGGCCAAUUUCUAGACUUGGCAGAGGAGUAUUGCGAGUACGAAACGGACUUGCUAGCGUAGCAGCUCGAGUUCUUCCAUCCAUGGGACAGGAUCGCAUUGAGGAGCUGCUACACCAAUACAGUACUACUAUGAAUUGGAAAAAUAAUUGGCUAGGGCGGUGUGUGGCUGUGCACCUGACGCAUAGACGGCCGUCUGCUCUGUGGCAGAAUCAACAACUACAUCUGGGUCUACAAUAUCGGUCCAAGUCAAACACCCGUACAUUGAAGCACGGAUGCCUUUGCAGAACAACACCAUUCGACCAACGCGUGCUUGCUGUUGCUGCAAACAACAAAAUUCUUAUCUGGAGGCUUAGUGUGAAGGCCACAAACAUCAAGCCAUCCGUCCGUUGCGCUCAAGUAAUUGAGCUACCAGCCGCGCCUAUUAGUCAAAUUGUCUGGGAUCGUACAACAACGAAUGUUUUGCUGGCCGUGUCACCCAAUAGCAACAAAAUAAUGAUCGUUGACAUUUCUACUGGUGAGGUGGAUUGCUUUGGUGCAUGGACUGGUGGUAAUGUCACAAGAAUCGUACCAACAAAUGAUGGUCGGCGACUGGCUGUUCUUUACACAGGAAAUGUUAUAAGAGUUUACGACCGUAGCACGUGGCGUGAGGAGCGGUGGAGUGGCCUGGCAGGUCGAGCAGUUAGCGCUGUCUGGUCGCCAUCAGGAGAUUCCUUAGUGUUCUCCUCAGAGGACAGCUAUCAGAUCUAUGCGAUUUCAUUUGUGGCAAAGAAUGAAAUCAACGAAGACGGAAUCUCUGAAGCAAAUUGUUACAUUGGUGGAAAGAUUCAUAAUUUGACGUUGAGCCCUGAUGGACCAAAGAUUGGCAAAAAUCCGCCUGUUGUGGCUUUGUUCAUUGUGGACUGGUUACCCACUGUAAGAUUUAUCCCAAGCGGUCUGGUGGAAGCGCCCUUAUAUGGACAUCCGUCUAUACUAUUUUUCCUGCCAAAGUUCAGCAACGGAUCCUUGCUCGCCAUUGUAUGGUCUUCUGGAAGUCUGCAGUAUUUACCUAUGCUUUAUGGUUGUAACACAUCACAGUUCAAUUCGAGGUCGAUCCUUGACGAAAUAAGUGGUCAUUCAAGUCCAGGGCAUAGGACCACUAGUGACUCAUUGCGUUCGUCUGAAUUGCCGAGUGGGUGCAGGGAUCGUUCACCAAAUGAAGAGAUCGUUUUGUUUUCGGAACGGUUCCGAACAAGUAGAUCUACUGAGUCGCAGCGAAAUUAA